CGACGGGAAAACUCGGCAAAAUUCGCGAUUAAUUGAUGCGCGGUGCUCUCGCGUGCGGGAGGGGAGGGGACGGGGGAUUGAUUGACUGUGUCAUUCUAACUGAAGUUCGUCGUAGUCGGUCAAGCAUGAGAAAAUUGACGGCAUAGCAGAAGAUCUCUUGCAGUCGAAGGAAGAAUGGAAGCUGCUGCUUCGCUUUUCCUCCGUUUUGCAUGCGCUCCACCCAAACCCUAAUUACAUCGAGGUGUCCAUGGAAGCUAGACCAGGCGUGAGCUGGGUUGUACAGAUUUCGCCGAUUAGGUGUGUGAUGAAUGCAUCAGUGUAGGCGAGGUUAGGACGAAGAAGAGGCGAGGGGCUUCGGCUACAGCAACCAUGGGCGUACCAGCGGAAGGGAAGAUUGUGAAGCAGGUGGAGCUUUACAAGCGGAGAUCGUCGAUGUGGCGAUUGGAUGUGUGGCCGUUUCUGGGAUUGUAUGGGUUUUGGGCUGUUGGGAUCGCGACUCGCCUCGAUUCCACUGAUGCUGGGAUCGUGCUGGCCGGUACCGUUGUUUUGCACAUUCUGGCGUUCCUGUUCUCGGUUUGGUCUGUAGAUUUUCGCUGCUUCUCACAGGCUAGUAAGGUGACAGACAUUCAUCAGGCAGAUUUUUGCAAGGUUAUCCCAGCAAAGUUUUCGGGUUCAAAGGAAGUCGUGCCCUUGCAGUUGAGGAAAUUGGUUGCUGGUGAGAAACGUUCUGGAGGUCGAAAUUAUGGCGUUGCCUCCAACCUCCCAGCCGAUUCUGAGGAAAUUGGAUUUGACUUUAGGAAACAACACUUUAUUUACUCUAAAGAGCUUAAAAAGUUCUGCAAGCUGGAUUAUCCAACGAAAGAUACGUUUCGAACGUACAUGAAAAACACGGGUUAUGGUAGUGAAGCAAAAGCACUGGCUGCCACGGAGAAGUGGGGUAAAAACAUGUUUGAAUUUCCACAGCCAACUUUUCAAAAGUUAAUGAAGGAGCACUGCAUGGAGCCAUUUUUUGUCUUCCAGGUAUUUUGUGUCGGUCUAUGGUGCCUUGAUGAUUACUGGUAUUACAGCCUUUUCACUCUCUUCAUGCUUGUUCUCUUCGAGUCUACCGUCGUCAAGAGCAGGAUUCGAACCCUGAGUGAGCUGCGAAGAGUUCGAGUCGAUACUCAGAUACUAAUGGUCCAUCGUGGUGGAAAGUGGGUUAAGUUAUCAGGAGUGGAUCUUAUUCCUGGAGAUGUGGUUUCAAUUGGUCGACCCGUUGGGGUUGGCAGCGAGGAGCGAACAGUGCCUGCUGACAUGCUACUAAUUGCUGGUAGUGUAAUUGCGAAUGAAGCUCUACUGACUGGAGAGUCUACUCCACAAUGGAAAGGUUCCAUUAGUAGUCGGGAGCCAGAUGAAAGGUUGUCAAUACGACGGGAUAAAAACCAUGUUCUUUUUGGGGGUACGAAGAUAUUACAACACUCACCAGACAAGUCAGGUACUCUGAAGGCGCCGGAUGGAGGUUGUAUCGCGAUUGUAUUAAGAACAGGAUUUGAGACCAGUCAAGGGAAACUUAUGCGUACUAUUCUUUUCUCUACAGAGCGGGUGUCUGCAAAUAACUGGGAAAGUGGAGUUUUCAUCCUCUUUCUGGUGUUUUUCGCUUUGGUUGCCGCCGGUUAUGUGUUGAAAAAGGGGUUGGAGGAUCCAACCAGGAGUAAGUAUAAGCUGUUGCUUAAUUGCUCUCUCAUUAUCACUUCAGUGAUUCCUCCAGAAUUACCCAUGGAGCUUUCCAUAGCUGUCAACACUUCUCUCAUUGCGCUAGCUCGCAAAGGCAUAUAUUGCACUGAGCCAUUCCGUAUCCCAUUUGGUGGCAAGGUGGACGUAUGCUGCUUCGACAAAACUGGUACAUUGACCAGCGAUGAUAUGGAAUUCCGAGGAGUAGUCAGCGCAGAUGGGAACCAAAAUUUGGAGACUCAGCCUAGCAAGUUAUCAGCUAUAACGAUGCAAAUUCUAGCUGCGUGCCAUGCUCUGGUAUUUGUAGACGGCAAGACGGUUGGUGAUCCAUUAGAGAAGGCAGCACUGAAAGGCAUCGACUGGAUUUACACCGCUGAAGAGAGGGCUAUUACUCGCAAGGGAACAGGACAGCCAGUCCAAAUUAUCCAGCGGCAUCAUUUUGCGUCGCAUCUGAAACGCAUGGCCGUUGUUGCAAGGAUUGAGGAAAAAUUUGUAGCUCUCGUUAAGGGUGCUCCAGAAACAAUACAGGAGAGGUUGACCAAUGUCCCUAAUGACUAUGUGGAAACAUACAAGCAAUAUACUCGUCAAGGGUCUCGUGUGCUUGCUCUGGCAUACAAAUCUCUACCGGAGAUGGCAGUUGGUGAGGCUCGGGGUUUGGAUCGCGAAAGUGUGGAGAAUGAUUUGACGUUCGCGGGGUUUGCGGUAUUUGCAUGUCCGUUACGUCAUGAUUCUGCUGAAGUACUCAUGGAGCUCAAGAAUUCUUCUCAUAUUUUGGUGAUGAUUACUGGCGAUCAGGCGCUAACUGCUUGCCAUGUGGCAUCUCACGUCAAUAUUGUCACAAGACCUGUAUUGGUUUUGACUCAACGAUCUGAUGAUUCCGUAGGACAGUUUGAUUGGAUUUCACCGGAUGAGACACAUAAGCUAGCAUACAACGAAGAUGAGGUGUUCGAUUUGGCAGAGGUCUAUGAUUUAUGCAUUGCGGGCGACGGUCUUGGCAUGCUACAGCGGACCAAUGCUUUGCAGCUAGUUGUUCCUCUCGUUCAGGUGUUCGCAAGGGUUGCUCCUGAUCAGAAGGAGCUUAUAUUAACCACACUGAAGGCUGUGGGCCGCACAACUCUCAUGUGUGGUGAUGGGACCAAUGACGUUGGAGCACUUAAGCAGGCUCAUGUCGGAGUCGCACUUCUGAAUGCCAUCCCUCCCGCUAAAGCCUCGACUACCUCGGCAACUGGUCCUCUAGCAGAUUCAUCGAGCGCAGGAUCCGAUUCAGUUGUCAACGCCAAACCAAAGCGGAAGAGUGGGGUUGCAGGUUCACAAGGGCUUUCAGGUGCUGUCACCCCAGGCCAAUCUGGAUCAUCUUCAAUAGUUAAUCGAACGAACAAAGUAUCCCUCCCUGCAUCGGAGCAGCUGUCACCAAGUGGUCGACAACUUACCCCUGUUGAGGUCAAGAGAAAAGAGUUGAAGAGGCUAAUUGAUGAGAUGAAUGAGGAGGGCGAUGGAAGGGCUCCAGUGGUCAAACUCGGAGAUGCAUCUAUGGCAGCUCCCUUCACCGCAAAGCACUCUUCUGUUCGGCCUACAACGGACAUUAUACGCCAAGGCCGUAGCACAUUAGUAACAACCUUGCAGAUGUUCAAAAUUUUGGGUUUGAAUUGCUUGGCAACGGCAUACGUCCUGAGUGUGAUGUACCUGGAUGGAGUGAAGCUUGGUGACAUGCAGGCAACGAUUAGCGGUCUUUUCACUGCAUCCUUCUUUCUCUUUAUUUCCCAUGCUCGGCCUCUCGACACUUUGUCGGCCCAACGGCCGUAUCCGAACAUAUUCAGCCCUUACGUCAUUCUAUCGCUUCUCGGACAAUUCUCAAUCCAUAUCACAUUUCUUAUAUGGGCUGUGAACGGCGCACAGGCAUUUAUGCCGGAGGAAUGUGUGGAACCUGAGUCAGAGUUCUCUCCGAAUCUCGUCAACACUGUCUCGUACAUGUCCAACAUGAUGAUUCAGGUGGCCACUUUUGCCGUCAAUUAUAUUGGUCAUCCUUUCAACCAAAGUAUUCGAGAAAACAAGCCGUUCUAUUACGCUUUGACUUCGGCAGCAAUUUUCUUCACUGCGGUUACAUCCGAUGCCCUCCGCAGUCUGAAUGAUUGGCUAAGGUUGGUGCCUUUACCGAAGCCAUUUGGUCAUCAACUGCUUUUUAUGGCUUUUGGAAUGAUGGUCAGUUGCUACACGUGGGAGCAUUUGUUGCGACGGUUGUUCCCUGCAAAGAUGCCUUUAGCUCGGCCUCGUCAGACCCAGAAGGCUUCAGGUGCUAAAAAGGUCCAGUAGAUAGCUACAUGUUUUAACGGAUCAUGAGGCAAUUAAGAGAUUAGAUUUUCACUUACAUUAUUUGCAGUAGUUGUCAUUGUUUCUGCACUUCGCCAUACACUUUCCUCAGUGUUUUUGUCAAAGUGAUACCUAGUGAAUCAUAUUGGAAUUUUUGUCACAAGUGACGACUUCUUGCCCUUUCA
Molecule: messenger RNA, 4202 nt
Organism: Physcomitrium patens
Lineage: Eukaryota; Viridiplantae; Streptophyta; Bryopsida; Funariales; Funariaceae
Product: putative manganese-transporting ATPase PDR2
Biological process (GO): transmembrane transport; intracellular calcium ion homeostasis
Cellular component (GO): endoplasmic reticulum membrane
Molecular function (GO): ATP binding; ATP hydrolysis activity; P-type ion transporter activity
Source: RefSeq, a predicted model, not a curated record